GCAAUCUAGUUAUCUAGUGAGCUAUCAAGUUCAAUUGAAAGGAAACUUUAAAGCUAAAAGCUUCAUUAAAGUAUUGUGUGAAACUGUAUAUAUUUGGACAAUAAUUUUGUUAUAUUAUGAUAGCUUGUAAUAGUAUAAAUUUUAGUAAUUAGUAAAUAAUUUGAUAAAUACUGUUUAAUAGGCCUACUUCAGCAAGUUCAGUUUAAGGCCUAAUACUGUUUAAUUGGAGAAGUGGAAAAAUCAUUAGGCUACCAAAUAUUAAGAUCCAGCAGCAGCAUGGAGAAGAAUGGCUCAAAUAUAGAAUUGAGUGAUUAUGGUGCCUCCAGCUCUGGGCUGGAGAGGGAUCCUCCGCGUGGUAUAUUACGGGGAGGCACGUCAGCCAGCUUCCACGGGCCUAAUGGACACACUAACUCAGCGAAUGGACGAAACGUCGCCUGGAAUUCUCUUCCGUCUUCUCCAGGUGUACACGAGAUGCUGGGAGCGCCGUGCGGCAGCGAUGCAGUGGGCGCUGCUGUAGGAGACUGGCAGCACACGCUGGCCCUCAGACGGCGGCAGGGGCUGCUGGCUGACACUGACAGCAUCGAUGGCAUCGCUCAGGCCAUGGAGGGCGACAGCGACCUCAUGGCUGAUGACAUCAACGGAGAAGUCAAAAGAAGGAACGCCAUUCGCGAGUUGACGCAGCCUCUGGCAUUGCGCAAAGAAAUAAAGCGCCGCUUAACUGCCUCCUCAAAACGACGGUCAAAGAAGCUUUCUUUGUGGCAGAGAACGAAGUACUCCAUCAGCAUGAGUGCCUUCAGGAUGAGUGAGCGCAUGAAGGCGGCUCUGCACGACUACUCGUUGUGGCACAACGACCUGAAGAUCAUAGAGGGCUCCUACGGCACUGGCAUCGGCACUUACUUUGUCUUCCUGCGCUACCUUCUGCUUCUGAACCUCUCCGUGGCGGCCUUCUUAAGCCUUCUGCUGCUGGUCCCUCAGCUGGUGGGAGAGCAGCAAGGCAACGUCAUCUACUCUAAUUCAAGCGGCGUUGAUGUGCUCGACGCGAACGCGACGCUCGCUCAGCCGCCGUUCAAAGGCUUCGACUGGCUCACCGGCGCGGGAUGGCUACUGUGGACGGAGCUCUACUAUUCCGGCUACUCGAGCUUCAGCGUUUGUAUGAACACGGACUGCACCAGCUACUAUGACAUGCGUCUCGCUUACAUCUGCUCCAUCGUAACUUGCUUCCUCGGCUGCAUCGUUGUAAUCGCGCGCAGGGUGAUCAACUUGUACAAAGAGCACGCCAUGAACAACGUAGGAGACGAGGUGGGCACGACUAUGGCCACGGUCGUGUUCAGUCUCUGGGACUGCGGCAUCACCGAAGAGCGAGCCGCCAAAGUCAAGCAUGGCAGCAUCUACAACGAACUUAAGGCUACGGUGCUGGAGCUGCAGCAGCUGCAGCAGACGGAGACACGCUGGCAGUGGGUGGGGCGUCGCGCGGUGCAGGCGCUGUGCUGGUUUGUGGUGCUCUGCUUCAUGGCCCUCCUCGCCUGGUUCGUCUACGAGCUCCUCGAGAACUUGCUGGAAAACUUUUACGAACAACAAAGCCAGCUGGACGGCUACAUGUCGGAGGUGGGGACGUUGCUCGUGUUCCCUGUGAUCGUGUCGUUCAUGUUGCUGCUGCUGCCCAUGAUACUCGAGCACUUCGUCAAGCUCGAGCGAUACUCCAACACGAGGAUUGAAGUCGCGGUCACUCUCAGCAGGACGACGCUGCUGGAGCUGCUGGUGCUCACGACGCUUCUUAUCUUCUGGUACAAGAAAAGCCCGCACGUCGAGGAUGGACAGACGCAAGCAUCGUCUUCUGGUGACGACGAUGACGCCACUUGCUGGGAGGCGUCGCUGGGCGCCGAACUGUACCGCCUCACCGUCGUGGACUUCCUUGUGCAAUUCCUUGGCUCUGCGUUCCUGCUGGCGGCCUUCAGACUUGCGCCCUCCAACCGAGUGCUGCAAGUGAUGGGAGAGUUCAGCGUGUCACGCAACACCCUGCACCUUGUCUUCACGCAGACGCUGGUCUGGGCCGGACUGUUUGUUGCACCUCUUCUCUCCAUGGUCGCUGUCAUCAAGUUUGCUAUGCUCUUCUACCUGCAGAAAUUGCUGUUGCGGUGCUCGCUGCCGCCGCUUGGCCGGCCGUGGCGCGCCGCCCAGACGCAGACCGUCUUCUUCGCCCUGAUCUUCGUGUCGCUUAUCGCCACGGCCCUCGCUUCAGGAUUCAUUAUGAUACGUAUGGAGCUGUCUCNCUUGGUGGGCACGUGCCCGUACGUGCACGUCUUCUGGGAGCACGUCGACCAGGACGACCAGCUGUGGCUGCUCGUCCUCCUGCAGUGGCUCGUCAAGCCCGCCGUCGUGGCCGCCAUCACCGUCUGCCUCAUUGUGGCGGUGUACUGGGCGCGGGCGAUGGCGCUGGGCAGGCAGGAGCUCGUGGCCGUCCUCAGGCGGCAGCUCGAGCUCGAGGCCAAGGACCGCGCCUUCCUCAUCGACGUCGCUAAUAAAAUUGCCAGCGGUCAACCGUGCGUGGGGGUGCGGGGUGCGAUGUACUCCCCGCUGCCCGGCCCUCCCCCCGCAGCCUCAGGCAUCACGCGAGGCUCCUUUACGUUCUCAUCGCCGCACACUGGCAGCACCGAAUGCGUCAACGAGAGUUCAGUCUUCUCUUUCUCUCCUCAAUCUCCCCAGGCCAAUGGAAACAAUUCCAUGGCGCCUAUGGACAGCUCAAGAUCUUGAGACUUGCAAGUCAGAGGAACAUGCCGCAAGCAAAAUCUUGUCAUUACAUAUCUUUUAUUUCAGUCUACUUCUUUGCGAAUAUGCCAUGUAAAAAUGAUUUCUCGCCGUAUACGUACCUUAGUUUUUUUGAAUUGGCAAUAGAUUCAUUUAUCGGUAAGCCUCCUAACUCAUGAUAGUGUAUACAUAGUCAAUAAUUAAUUGAAAGAACAAGUUCAGGGGGUCGAGUCUACUAUUAUCUUGCAUGAGGGAAUCCUUGUAGAAGUGUUGCUCGCGAAGAAGCUCGUCGUUCAUCACUAGGCAGCAAAAUCGCCUUAAUUGCCUCUUGUUACAAAGCUAUUCCACGAAUGCAAGUAAGGCUAGAGGCACGUCAUUUCCUUCCACGUCUUCCUGGUGAAGGAAAAUGAGGCACAAAACUGUCGCCUGUUUCUGAGCAGCAGCGCAUUUAAAUCAUACCUGCUACGCUACCAAAGGGUUCACAGCAAACUGAUUCAGGCGCAGAGGCAUUCUAAUUACUAUUUAAGUGGCCGGACUUGAAUUACAUUUUUCUGAAGCAGAAGGUCGUAAUGAUCAUAUUGUCUAAUGACCAGUGUGAUUUAUAUUUAAUUGGCCUAAAUUAGUGGCUGAUUCCUAAUCGGCAAUUCUAUAAUUAUUUAUACUCUAGGCAACACUAUAUUUAAGAUCAAAAUAUGAAACCGAGGCCUACAAGUAUUCUAAAAAGAACAUAAUUUAUGCGAAGUAAUUCUAUAGAAUCUGAUUGUGAUCUCCAACGAUUAGCUUAUAAGGUGCAAACGGAACCUCGAUUUUAAGGUUUAAAAUAAAUAGAUUUUUUUAAUUUGUGUAAAAGAAUCUUGAGAGACCAGAAGCGAGUUCACCAAUACGAUCCAAGAUUAUUUGCUUCCCUUUCUUUAAUUCGUCGCACUCACUUCCUUAUAUAGUUGAACGUUAUAUAGUUGAACGUUUGUCUUAUAAAUUGGUAAAUUUCCCCUCAAAAUUAGUUGAUAUUCAUGAAAUUACUGAUUUAAUGGCCACUUCUCGAAUGGUUUACUUCCCGACCGAAGUGGAUUAUUUCAUUCCAGUUUGUAAAAGUUGCCUUUGUUGAUGAGAGAACAAAAAACAGAUUCUUGAACUUUGUCAGGGUCUAUUUUCUUUAUUUAUAUGACAGCGAGCUUCUAGUUUUAUUCAGAAGAUUGGUGGAGCGGCUUACAAACUGAAGAAGUUCAAGUAUCAGCAUUUAUCUUCCCUUCAUUGUUGCUUAUGACAGGAGCACAUAUUUUGCCAGGUAUAACUUAAUGAUGCGUCGAGUUUCAGUUCACCUGUAAAUAUUGUCCAUGUAAAGAGUCAUAAUAACUCGAUUUUAGUAGCAUGAUUAACAAGUGUGUAUUUAUGUUGUAAAAUUGAUCGAUAUAUUUAUUCCUUGUCGUUCAUUUAUCAUUGAAGUGAGUUUCUCCAGAUGAGAAGAAAAAGUCUUCAAAUUCUAUUUAAUUGUGAUCAUUCUAUGUCUGUAGAAAGGCUUCCUCAGCUCGUUUCCUUCAAUUAUUUUGAUUGAGAUUUGUUUCUGAUGCAACAAUUCCCACUAGAAUAAGAAAUUACGUUCCAAAUCUGAUGGUCACAUCACAAAAUCUUCAUCCUAUUUAGUCAUUUCAUCACAAAUUGAACAAAAAAUAACAUUCGUGAGUCACGCGGUAUUUACGCAAGUGUUCUUAAAUAACGUAUCUUAUCCCCUGCUACUAUACUCCAACAGAGCUCGAUGCUCUGUGAAAGCUCGAUGUGGGAACUAUUCUAUUAUUAUUAAUAGAAUAGUUCCCGUUAAUUAUUAAUAAUGUUAUUAUUUGAUUAUAGCUAUUAUUUGUAUUCUUGAACUAUGAUGUUACUCGGUGGCUAUUAUUGAUUGAUUCUUCUCAAUGUUUCCCUUGCAUUUAACGAAGUAACUGUUCUUUUCUGUUGCUAAUAUAUAUCAGCGCUUCAUUUCGGCCUCAUAAGCAAGCAUAAUUGAGACGCCGGCUGCACUCCCUGCAAUUCGGCUCGGUCUUCAUGCACACAGAACUAGAUACGCAGUCCUGUAUUGCUGAGCGUCACAUGGAUAAAAAUUCUGUCGCUUUUUGCUGUUCAUAAUAACCGUAUUUAUGCAAGUAAUUACCUAUUGCUAUUUCAAUUGUUACUCAGUCCGCAAUUGUCUACAAUGAUUCCAUAAAUUUUUGCUAUGUGAUGAUAUCAUGUCCCGUAAGUCGUUGACUUCGAUGGCAUCAUUUGAUAUGUUAUGAUGCGUAAAUUACCGUCUCCCAAAUCAAGAUCUAUUUGCAUUUCAUUUCAAUAUUUCGUAUUAGGAGCAAUAUGAGUAACGUCCCGUUCUUCUCGACAUUUUUCCAGUAUAUUCAUUGUUAUCUAACGUUACAUUUACUGCGAUCAAACGUUAGUAUCAAUGUUCUGCCAUAUUUAGGCCAGUAAACUUAUGAAAAACGCAUCCGACGUUCCUACGUAGUACUAGUGAAGAGCUCAAUUUUAUGGUUCCUGCAAUCGUGCGCUCAAAACCAUACAUUAUAUAUUUUUGUAUUACAUGGUGUAUCCAACA
This is a messenger RNA of Hyalella azteca, 5320 nucleotides long. Its product is annotated as transmembrane channel-like protein 7. Gene Ontology annotation, molecular function: mechanosensitive monoatomic ion channel activity. The record is from RefSeq and is a predicted model, not a curated record. Gene Ontology annotation, cellular component: plasma membrane. Bases 277 to 2751 code for a protein of 824 amino acids. The transcript has 19 exons. Lineage: Eukaryota; Metazoa; Arthropoda; Malacostraca; Amphipoda; Hyalellidae.